AUGAGCUCAUUCAACAACACCCCUAACUUCGACAAUCCGCUCCUCCAAACCCUAAUGGGUCGUCUCCAAAUCCGCCCACCCAACUCCUCCCAGCGCCCUUUCGUCGCCAAAUCCCUCGAGGACCUCCUUUUCGACGCUGUCAACAAUCUCUCCGAUGACUCCGAUGACGACGACGACAACGCCAUGGAUCCCAGGACCCAGCUUCGCAAGGAGGAGGCCAAGCUCGAGAAGGACAUCAUCCGGGUGAUUCUAUCGGGCAAGACCGAUUCUUUGAAGCCCAACUCCGGUCAGGCGGUUACCAUCGGCGAGCACCAUAUCUGUGUCGGGUUCCACGAGGAGAAGGGGUCGGAUUACAGAGUGUGGGAGUGGCAUGGCCACAUCAUGCUGUUUGACGAAGAGAACGGGUACACCCCCGAGUAUAUCUAUGGGAAUCACUUCGAGAGGUUGCUUGGUGGUGGUGUCUCGCGUGGAGGUGGUGCGGUUAGUCGGUCGCAUAAGGAGGAGGAGGAAGAUGAUGAGGAGGAGGAAGGAGGAGAGAAAGAAGAGGAGAGAACGGCGAAUUUGGGGUUGAGGGAGUUGAUUGACGGUGGUGAUUCCAGUGGUGCUCGGAUACUGCAUAGGAAUGUCGUCACCGGCGCAAAGAUCGCGUCCGUGCCCGUCCUGUUUUCGACGAUCAAAAUGGCGCCGAAGCCGGCAGAGAAGAAGCCAGCGGAGAAGAAGCCCGCGGAGGACAAAUCGCCGACGGCGUCGGCGGAGAAGAGACCGAAGGCGGAGAAGAGAGUGGCGGAGAAAGGCGGGGACAGCAGCAAGAAGAAGAAGAAGGUGAAGAAGAGCAGCGAGACGUACAAGAUCUACAUCUUCAAGGUCCUGAAGCAGGUGCACCCUGACAUCGGGAUCUCCAGCAAGGCGAUGGGGAUCAUGAACAGCUUCAUCAACGACAUCUUCGAGAAGCUGGCGCAGGAAGCCUCCCGCCUGGCCCGCUACAACAAGAAGCCCACCAUCACGUCGAGGGAGAUCCAGACCGCCGUCCGAUUGGUCCUCCCCGGCGAGCUCGCCAAGCACGCCGUUUCCGAGGGCACCAAGGCCGUCACCAAAUUCACCAGCUCUUAA
Linum tenue is the source of this 1110-nucleotide messenger RNA. Lineage: Eukaryota; Viridiplantae; Streptophyta; Magnoliopsida; Malpighiales; Linaceae. The record is from the annotation of a GenBank genome assembly.